Molecule: messenger RNA, 2604 nt
Organism: Salpingoeca rosetta
Lineage: Eukaryota; Choanoflagellata; Craspedida; Salpingoecidae
Exons: 7
Coding region: 116-2353 (745 amino acids)
Biological process (GO): selenocysteine incorporation
Cellular component (GO): ribonucleoprotein complex
Molecular function (GO): ribonucleoprotein complex binding; mRNA 3'-UTR binding; selenocysteine insertion sequence binding
Source: RefSeq, a predicted model, not a curated record
AGCAAAGCAAGCAGCACGCACAGCACGCACAAACAGGACACAAAACACACAAGCAACAGCAAAGCGACCGACCAUCCAUCAUCCAUGUUGUUGUUGUUGGUGACCUGGGAUCAUCAUGGGCCGGAACCGCAGUGCUAACGGCGGUGAGCAGCGCCGUCGCCGGCCUACUGCAACUGAUGCUGCAGCUGAUGCUGAUGCUGCUGGGGACAAGGGGGACAAGGGGCCAUCAACAGCACGCGGUGAACGCGCGCGCGGCGCUGGUCGUGUGGUGGCGGACGGGUGGCAGGAGCCGAGGAAGAAGAAGCCGCCGCACAAACACCGUGACCGCGGUCACGUCGGUCCAGAGAGUGCCCGCCAGCCACAUCGCCCCCAGAGGUCUCAGCAGCCUCAGAGGCAGCACCCACAGCAGGCAAGGCAACAGCAGGGGCAGCGUGGGGCGUCGCUUGCCAAGCACUCAGCGGCAGGGCGGCGGCUGAAUCAGGCGAAGGCAUCCAAAGCACAGACACUACAAACGAGCCGACAUGGGCGGCAACAACACAGCCGCGACACUGAUGGACAAAGGGCUUCAGGCAGCUGGCACAGCAGCCACAAUGGGACAACGACACGAGGCAAGCCCUCACAGAGGGGCACACGGACCACCAACACACAUCAGCUGAAGCAGCAACGCACCAAGACGGCGGAACUGAAGGACCGCCAGCCUCAGAGAACACAACCCCAAACGCGCACCGCAUUGUCAGCAGGUAACAGUGCAGCGCAAGAGUCUCCGGCCAGGUCAGCGCCGAGCAGUGCUCCGCCAUCAGAGGCAAAGCUGACUCCGAGGAGGUGGGAGCAGGUGCCAUCGGCCCCAUCCACACGCACGGCCAUAUCCUCCUCACAACAAGAUGAGUUACACCACAAGGUGCAGGCCAAGGCCAAAGCCAAAGCCAAAGGCAAGACGCGACAGCAACAACAACAACAACAGCAGCAGCAGCAGCAGCAGCGCAGUCGGCCCAUUCCCAAGUCUGGUGCCAUCGACGUUGACUUGUCAAAGAUGCUACGUGUUCUCAUAUCCCAGUCUUCAUCAAAGAAGAAGAAGAAGAAGGCCAUGACACUUCAUGUGGGCAUGGGCCCAUCGCCCAGUUCGCGCACAUCCGCCUCUCGCAAGCGUGUCCAGAAGAGCAAGAGCACCACCCCCGGAUCAAGCGAACGACACAGGGGCAAAUUCAACGCACUGGACUCCACAGCGCCGCGCCAGAAGAGGGGCGUGGUGAAGAGCAGCCAGCGACGGAAGCGGCCAACGCGUAUCAGGCGCGCCCUCCUCCGCCACCGCGCAGCCGCUGUUGCUGCCACGCUCGAGCAGCUUGCUGCCGACAUGGACGCACUGCGCAUUGCUGGUGGUGAUGGUGGUGGUGGUGGUGGAGUUGGCGCUGAUGCUGAUGAUGCUGAUGCUGUCAAGCGCAAAACAGGGAGCAAUGUCCUGGUCAAGAUCAAGGAAGAAGAAGAAGUUGCAGAAGAAGACGAGGAGAAAGCAGAAUCCACUGCAACCGCCACCGCCACCAGCAGCAGCAUUGCGCGUUCUGCCAGUGCUUCCGGUGCCACAACGCAACAAGUGGGAACUUCUGACACAGGCCCACCAGCAGCCACAGCGGCGGUAGUGAAGAGCGAGGUGGUCGUGCCAUCAGCCGUCAUCAAGGAUGAGGACGAGUGCUCGGCACCGGCAAUGGCGACGCAGCAGACCAGCAAGCAACAACAACAACAACAACAACAACAACAACAACAACACAAGCAGCAGCAACCGGUAGUACGUGACGUUUCUGGCGCACGCUGGCCCAUCGUUACGGGUGUGCACAGCAACAAGUUUCGCGAAUACUGCACACACGCCCUCAGCAAGGAGCUGGACAAAACCGUCGCUGCCAUGUUCAAGAAACUGCUCAAGUUCCAGAAGCGCCAGCAGGGAUCGGUGGCGAUGAAGAAGCGACUGUGCAUGGGGUUUCAUGAAGUGCAGAUCAAGCUGGAUGCCGCAAAGCCGUCGCUCGUCAUCCUCGCGCCAGACAUCAAGCGCCACCCAGGCAAAGACGGGCUGGAUGAGGCGGUUGAGCGGGUGGUGUCGACUGCAGCCCAGCACGAGAUUCCCGUCGUGUUUGCACUCGGCAAGCGCAAGUUGGCGUAUGCACUGAAGCGGACAGGGGACGUGAGUGUCGCCGCUGUGCUGUUCCAUGACGGCGCUUGGGACGAGUACAAGCACAUCCAACGCCUGCUUCCUGAUCUUCAGCAGCAACUCCGGGACAAGCUGGUCGCGGCAGCGGCUGACCCCUUACAGCAACAGCAACAACAACAUCAUCAGCAGCAACAGCAUCAGCAGCAGACUGAGUAAGGCGAUACCACAGCUGCACACGAGGGUGCACAUGACUGAUGUUUUCAAUUGCGUGCACGCAUGCGAGGUUGCAAGCGUGUCGGCUUAUGUGUGUGUGUGUGUUACCCGAAUGGCUUGUGCGCCAGGCUGCUUGCUUGCUUGCUUGUUUGCUUGCUUGCUUGCAUGCUUGGAUAUCAUUCUGUUCUCUUGUCUUUUCUCUUGUUAUUCUUCUGACCUCGUACAUCAUGAAGUAAUGGACCCACAACAUCGAA